Messenger RNA from Acanthochromis polyacanthus (spiny chromis), 3799 nucleotides. RefSeq names its product neuroplastin-like. Lineage: Eukaryota; Metazoa; Chordata; Actinopteri; Pomacentridae. The coding region runs from base 261 to 1049 and encodes 262 amino acids. Gene Ontology annotation, cellular component: neuron projection. The transcript has 7 exons. The record is from RefSeq and is a predicted model, not a curated record.
GGAUUUGGGAGCGAACUGAUGGUUAAAAAAAAAGGUGGUUCCCCCGCUGCACCGGGCUGACGGCAGAGCUGUACAGGUAUCCAGCAGUAGCGCUGUCGGCUCCCGCUGGUCCACCUAGCGACACUUCCCCGCCUCUCUGCGACUCGACCGGAGCGUCUGGAGGUGCCAGCCUCGGCCAAUCCGCCCCGCAGCACCACCAUAACCCGCUCAGGUCACAUUAGCCGUCGCCCACCGGCAUUUUCCGUCCGGCGUCUCCGAAGAUGAUACCUGGCAAACGAAGAGCUGCAGUCAUGUCCUUCUCGGUGGCGAUACUCGGGGCGCUGAUGCUGCAGUCGGUGUCUUCCCAAUACGAGCCGUCAAUCACUGCCUCUGAACACGCCACGCUUCCUGUGGAAGGUGAUAGUCUCAUGCUGCAGUGCAACCUGACCAGCGCCCACAGUGCCCACCAGGAGAGCUUCUGGAUGAAGAACGGGGAGGAGAUCUCGGAGACACGCAGCACCAACAGGAACACCGAGUACAAGCUACACAGACCAAGAGGAGAUGACGCUGGUGUGUACAUGUGUGUCUACACCUUCGACGUGGCUCCUCCGGCCAACGCCACCAUCGAGGUUAAAUCUGCUCCUGAGAUUAUAGGCCACAAGCGCAGUGAGAAUAAGAACGAGGGCCAGCGUGCUUUACUCUACUGCAAGUCUGUCGGCUAUCCUCACCCUGUCUGGACCUGGCGCAAAUUCGACAAUGGCAAUUUUAGGGAAAUCGACAACUCGACCGGGCGCUUCUUCGUCAGCAGCAGAGACAACUACACCGAGCUCCACAUCGCCAACCUGGACAUCAGCUUGGAUCCAGGCGAGUACCACUGCAACGCCACCAACAUGCUCGGCAGCCGCGACGAGAAGAUCGUGUUGAGGGUCCGCAGCCACUUGGCCCCCCUGUGGCCUCUGCUGGGGGUUUUGGCUGAGAUCAUCAUCCUGGUUGUCAUCAUCGUCAUUUAUGAGAAGCGCAAGAAGCCCGAAGAUUUACAAGACGGUGAGUCACCAGCGAUGGUUCAAUGACUGCCUCAUUAGUCCACUGCUUUUGAUUUAUUUAGGGAGGCAUUGGUUUAAGAUUUUGUACAAAUUCCUGCAUUUUGUACCCAAAAAGCCCUAAUUAGUGUGGAGUUGGGCACCGAAUGUCAAAGGAGGCACAGUUCCUUCACCAGAAACACCAGCAGGGUCACCAGACACUGUGCUGUGCCUGCGUUCAAUAAUUCAGUCUGGGGAGGUCGACCCAAUUGGCGGACACUGUUGCAGGAGGUCGCACCUUGUCAGGACAGUCUCAUGCAUUUAAUAUUAAUGAGAAAUAUGAUGCUGCAGUGUUGCGGAGGUGAAUAAUUUCAAUUAUUAAUGACUUUCUAGGGACCUUGUGGCGUCCCCGAGCUCCUGCAAGCUUAACCAUGAGACCCGUUAUUUAGAGACACAACCUGGGUUUUGCUAUCCUGCGAUUUCCUGAUACUACUGAGUGCUUCAUUUUCCAGAAUCAAGCUUCUAUCAUAAAUCAUGCAUUAAUGGUAUUUGGGCAACCUUUUCCUUUCAAACAGAAUUUUGAUGUCGUCACACGCUGAUUAGAUGCAGCAUGCAGUGAAUGACUGACAGCUCAGAGCCGUCAGUGACUUUCACCGACACUUAGUCACUGUACAGGAAUAUAAUGUCAUUAUGGUUCAUUACUUUGUCAGAAAUGCACUGUUGCAGAAUCCGAGGGUGUUUAAAGUCACCUUGAGAAUCUUCUUAGUAUUUCAGAUGCAAUUUAAAUGACUGUAGAUUGUGUGACUCACACAGCAAAUGCUUGCGUGCAUUGUUAAUAAUUCAUAUUAUAUAUAUAUAUAUAUAUAUAUAUAUAUGCGUUUCUAUGAAAUGGGUUAGCUUUGGUUAUUUAAUAUUUUAACAGCUUGUUGUAAUAUCUCCCAUCCUCCCCUUUUUCCAAAUUGCAUAACCCAAACCAUGUUUGUGGUAAGUGGUAAGACUUUGCAUGUCUCGUGAAUUUCAAUAAGCAUUCAGCUUCAUCUCCUUCCAGUUCACAGCUCAGUAAACAGUUCUGUUUAAGCUUCCCUCUAUGUUCAACAUGUGCAAGUGCAGUCCAGAAUGUUUUUUUAAUGGUUUUCUUUUACAAAACAAUAACUCCACGUAACUGCAUCACAUUAAUAGUUACAGCGGCAGUGAUUGGCAUGCAAGUCACUGUGAAGACUUAAAAAUGUUGUGUUAAUCAGUCUUUCCUCACUGUUACUGUUACACACUGCUUCACUGAAUUGUUUCCCACAGUUGAGAGCUAAUUACGAUGCUUCUCAGUAAUUUCUUUAAGUGGACAGAUGUUCUUUGUGAGCGCUGCUUGUCUGUGCAUGACAACAGUAUUUUUUAGAUUUCAAUUUUGCCUGUAAGUGUUCUCACUUGUUCAUGCCUUUUUAAUGUGAUGUUAAACUGCAUCCCGUGUGUUUGUGAGUUAUCUCAUGAGGUGGUUUUCCUUCGGCAUGGCAGCCUAUUCACUAUUACCUCAUCCAGGCUGCGUUUUCAUUCCAUUACAGUCUGCACAUAUAAUACAGAUGAACCAUAGAAACCCUCAUGGCCAAGUGUACCAUGUGUUAGUCACAGCUACACCUAAACACUUGUCACUUCAUCAACGUGUGCAACUUCCUUGCGAUUGUUUUAUUUUUUGGUCUUCAUUUCUCCAUAUUUUCCCUUGCUGCCUCAGAUGAUGACCUAGCUGGACCAAUGAAAACUAAUUCAACCAACAACCACAAAGACAAGAAUCUGCGCCAGAGGAAUACAAACUGAGCAGCCUGUCUGCUGAGUCUCACUACACAUGUAUUGACCAUAUGAAGGUAAAAAGGAAGGGACUUCAUACCAGUUGUUAACAUGAUGUAUCUGCCAUUAAAAGUAUGGUUGUGGAGGAAUUAGAUGAGGCAUGCCUUAUGAUUUUAUUGGUGAGGGUGUGAGGUCAGGAGGUACUCGAAUCAUUAUGGAAUUGUUAACAUUAUAUCCAUUGUUGCUGCAUGCAGUUGUUGACGUUUCUGAUUUUUUUCCCCUCUUAUCCACUAAUUUAACAUUUUUACUACUUCUGAAGUAAUGCAUGCAAGAUGUUGACCUUCUGUUUGACACAGAAAUGGCUUUUUUUUUGUUCUUUUCUGAGAGUGGCUUCAUGUAGAUAAAUCUGUACUGUGUGUUCUAGAGGAAAAACAAAACUCGGCAAUGUAAAAGAAAAUAUCACCAUAAUCUGGUAUGACAGGUGUGUACAGUUUCAUCAUUCCGCUGCAUACCAUUUAUUCAUUUUAUCAGAUUAUAUCUAUUACAUUUUAAGGGCUUUGCAAUGUCCCUCUAAAUUUGAUUAAGAUUUACUUUACUGUAUGUACUGUAUGUAUUAAAUCACUAUAACUAUGUAUCAGAUCACCAUUAAUAUAAAGACUAUUCAUAUUAUAUGAUGCACUUAAAUGUUGACAAUAAUGAAAAACUGUAUAAACCUACUUUAGGAAAUCUGUACUAAUCAUUCUAACAUAUUUUAUAAUUAUGUGUAUUGUACAGCAUGGCUAUUAUCCUAUGCAAUUAUUAUCCAUAUCAAUAUAUUGAAAAGUCAUUGCAGCUUUUGAUUUCUCUGUGACAAAGCUUUAAACUAGUAGGAUCACCGUAGAGCGUUGAUGGCAUACCACACAGCUGCAUGAAUUCUCUACUGCUACGUGGGAGGCGGUUGAAAGAAAAGCCCACGUCAGAGCUGACACAUGUGAAGCAAUUCCAAGAUCUCGAGUCAUUUUUAAGAAUAAAUAUCUCAAAAAAGAAAA